Messenger RNA from Penicillium manginii, 1035 nucleotides. RefSeq names its product aldo/keto reductase family protein. Gene Ontology annotation, molecular function: oxidoreductase activity. Lineage: Eukaryota; Fungi; Ascomycota; Eurotiomycetes; Eurotiales; Aspergillaceae. The record is from RefSeq and is a predicted model, not a curated record. The transcript is spliced from 2 exons. The coding region runs from base 1 to 1035 and encodes 344 amino acids.
AUGUCAGAAAUACCAUCUUGCAAACCCCGCGUCAUCCUCGGCUUGAUGACAUUCGGGCCAGACCCCAGCCUAGGUGCCCGCAUCACCUCCCUUGACGAAUUCGGCGAAUGCCUAGACUACCUGAAGUCAUCCGGUUACUCCGAAGUCGACACAGCACGCAUGUAUCUCGGUGAGAAGCAGGAAGAAUUCACCGCCGCAGUUGGUUGGAAAGAACGUGGCCUAAGCCUCGCAACGAAAGUCUACCCAACCAAACCAGGCAUCCACAAGCCUGCUCAGCUGCGCGAGAAAUUCAACGAAUCUCUUGUCGCGCUGAAGACAGACCAGGUGGACAUUUUCUACUUGCAUGCUGCUGAUCGAUCUGUACCCUUCGCCGAGACCCUGGAGGAAGUGAAUAAGCUCUAUCAGGAGGGUAAAUUCAAGCAGUUGGGUCUUAGCAAUUAUACCUCAUUCGAGGUUGCAGAGAUUGUCAUCCUAUGCACGGAGAGAGGUUGGGUUCGUCCGACGAUUUAUCAAGCCAUGUACAACGCUAUCACGCGAAACAUCGAGACAGAGCUCAUCCCCUGUUGCCGGCGUUACGGACUCGAAAUCGUUGUCUACAACCCUCUCGCCGGUGGUGUUCUCUCAGGAAGAUACAACGCAGACGCCGUGUCACAGGCACCGACUGAAGGCCGAUUCAGCGACAAGAACACCACAGGCGCCUUGUACAGAAAGCGCUAUAUGAACCAACCGGUUCUCGACGCCGUCAAUCUGAUCAGUCAAGUCGCCGCAAAAUAUAACCUGACAUUGCCGGAAAUUGCUUUCCGUUGGCUGAAUCACCACUCGCAGCUGCGGUUGGGUAAGGACGGUAUUCUGAUUGGCGUUAGUAGCAUCCAACAGCUUCAUUCGAAUAUUGAUGCUACGCAGAAGGGUGCUUUGCCGCAGGAGGUGGUGAAUGUCCUUGACGAGGCUUGGGUGUGUGUUAAAGCUACGUCGGCUGAUUAUUGGCAUCUUGAUUUGAAGUAUACGUAUGAUACUGAGGCAGCGUUGUUCAAGUAG